AUGAAGAACACCGUCACGAAUUCAGCUAUUGGAAGAGGCAGAAACUGGAAGAUCUGCGUGAUGAAUGCUGUGAGCAGGACGACAAUUACAUCUACCUUUCAGCGUGCGAUGUUCCGUGUCUCGUCCGUGUCUCGUCCCAUGUUAGGGCUCGGUGACAUGGAGCGACGGGGAGAUGACAUGCUGGGCCUAGGCGUUCAAAGCAAACAGGUUAAGCAGGAACUGAUGAUUUCGAAAACCUUUAGUGUGGGCUUUGAUGGGCGGGACUUUGCAAUGCAGGGCCCGACCACCGCAUGCUCGCCUGAUGCUCGUACGCAUUGCGUCCACAUUGCCUACGACCCCUACACCGUCUUCAUUAACGUCGCUAAUGGCUUCAGUGAAAUUUAA
This is a messenger RNA of Volvox carteri f. nagariensis, 384 nucleotides long. RefSeq lists its product as uncharacterized. Lineage: Eukaryota; Viridiplantae; Chlorophyta; Chlorophyceae; Chlamydomonadales; Volvocaceae. The transcript is spliced from 4 exons. The coding region runs from base 1 to 384 and encodes 127 amino acids. The record is from RefSeq and is a predicted model, not a curated record.